GAGGGAGGGGGGACAAUGGCUCAUGAGGGAAAGGUAAGUCAAUAUUACGUUUUCUCGCUGACAAAGGCAAAUGAAGCCAUGUUUUUUUGCUUACAAAUAAGUAACAUUUAACGCCCCGAUUGCGAAACACUCUGCAUAGUCCGAAGAAGUGGAAAAAAUGUGCUCCUAUUUAAAUUAACCGGCUGGAUAUCAUUGGAGAAUUAUUACGGUUAUUGAAGCAGCAACUGGGACACCGCGGAAGAACUACUUUAUUUCGAAUUGAAGUUCUUGAAAUAACGCGAGGAAAACCUUCGUGUUUGUCAUAGGACUGGGUUUGAGAAGGGAAUAUUCGUCCGCAGAAAAUGAAUUCCGAGGAGAGCUGCUGAAUCAGAGGUGGACGAGAGGGGAGAGGAUCAGCAGUUGUGAAACGACAAAGAGCCUGCAGAGCAGACGAAUCAAAAUGAGCCUGGACAGUGAUGAGAAGAGAACACGCACAAGAUCCAAGGGAACAAAAGUACCUUCAGAGCUUGUAGGACAAGAUUUAAGCUGCCCAACCCCAGGAUGCAAUGGCUCAGGUCAUAACAGUGGAAAAUAUGCAAGACACAGAAGCGCACUGAGCUGUCCCUUGGCCCGGAAGAGGAAGCUCCAGGAGGCGGGGACGGACCAGGACCAGCCCACUUCUAAGAGGAAGUCUCACCCCCUGAAGCUAGCGCUGGAUGAGGGAUACAACGUGGACAGUGACGGCAGCAGCGAGGACACGGAGGCCAAGGAGGACUCCGCCGAGGAGUCAGAGGAGGCCCAAGAAGAGCAGCAGGAGGAGGUGACAGAGGAGAAAGAGAAGACCAGAGAGACACAGAGUACAGAUGAACAUGCAGAUGAAGAAUGUUUGGUAGUGGAAUCGGAAAGCACUGUAAAAUCAAAAGAAGGCGAGCAGUCGCCCAAAGCCACACCCACUCCCGUUGCUCAGAAGGAGGACUACACCAGCUACCAUGAGAUGGUGGCCAGCUCCCUGCUCAACCUGGGCCAGAUCAACCAGAGCCACAGCCCAGCCGAAGACGCACCUAUCCAGGCUGCCAUGGACACAGAGGCGGACAGUCAGGAGGAAGCAGAGCACGAUGCCAUGGAGGACCAGGCCGACGUGGAGGAUGAGGAUGAUGAAGACGAGAGAGAAAGCACAGGUGAAGCACAGGAGGAAAGAAGAGUAACUGUGGAGCGGCUAGCAGAGGGACAAACCUUGGAAGAGGAAGAGGAUGAUGAGGAAGAGGAAGAUGAUGAUGAAGAAGAAGAGGAUAGGAAGCAAUGCACAAGCCAGAAAGACAACUCAGACCACCAAUAUUUUAGUGGAGAGUUCCAGAAGCUCCGAGCCAAGGAAGUGGUGGAGGAAGAGGCCAUCCCGGAGAGACAGUGUGAGGAGACCUUGGAGGAGGAGGAGGAAGAUGAAGAAGAGGAGGAGGAGGAGGAAGAAGAGGAGGACAUUGAAGAUGAAAAUGAUGAGGAAGAGGGGGCCAGCAUUACACACGCCACCUCCAGUGCCAUCACCACCGGCAGCCCAGCUCAGGGAUUGGACACUGAAUCACAGAGCGAGGGGAACAGGCCCACACCCCCAGAGGACUACACUUCCCAUAAGGCCGGGGCCUCCGUCAUCAUUGAGGUGCGGUCAGAGGAGUCAGAGAAGGACGAGGACGACGACGAGGAUGGGGAUGACGAGGAGGAAGACGAGGACGAUGACAGCCUCUCUCAGAAGUCAGUGGUGACUGACGAGUCGGAGAUGUAUGACAUGACACGGGGAAACCUGGGGCUGCUGGAGCAGGCGAUCGCUCUCAAAGCCGAGCAGGUGAAGGGCCCGCGUGAGCUCGGCCGCGCCCCAGACCACCUCAGGUACUUCACAAUGGAGGACCGUGCCAGUAAGCCCAUGGACGCCAUUCGCAAGGGCUAUUUCAAAGAAAGCUCUAGGCCAGAGAAAAGGGAAAUCAAAUGCCCCACCCCUGGGUGCGAUGGGACAGGCCAUGUGACAGGGUUGUACCCCCACCACCGCAGUCUGUCUGGCUGCCCGCACAAGGACAGGAUCCCUCCAGAGAUCCUGGCCAUGCACGAAAACGUGCUGAAGUGCCCAACGCCUGGCUGCACAGGACAGGGUCAUGUCAACAGCAACCGCAACACCCACAGAAGUUUAUCAGGGUGCCCCAUCGCAGCAGCGGAGAAGCUGUCUAAAACUCACGAGAAGCAACAGCUCCCUCAGCCUAUAAGCGAACACCCCAAAGGGAGCCCCAACUCUGACAGAGUACUCAGCUCUGUCUCCUCUCUCCCGCCCGCCCGCAGGCCCAUGUGUUUUGUGAAGCAGCUGGAGAUCCCUCAGUACGGUAGCUACAGACCCAACGUGCUCCCCACCACACCCCGCGCCAACCUGGCCAAGGAGCUGGAAAAGUACUCCAAAGUCUCCUUUGAUUAUGCAAGCUUCGACGUUCAGGUCUUUGGAAAACGCAUGCUUGCGCCAAAGAUACACACCAGUGAAACCUCACCAAAAGCCUUUAAACCCAAACCAUUCCCCAAGGCCUCGUCCCCCAGUCGCAGCCUGCCGGGGGGCUAUGCGAAGAACGCCUCGUCCUCCUCCUCCUCCUCCAGCGGGUAUGACUACUCCCAUGAUGCUGAGGCCGCCCACAUGGCCGCCACCGCCAUUCUCAACCUUUCCACCCGCUGCUGGGAGAGGCCGGAGAACCUGAGCACCAAACAACAGGACCUGGCCAGUAAGAGCAUGGACAUUGAAGUGGAUGAGAACGGCACGCUGGACCUCAGCAUGAAGAAACCCGUCAAGCGGGAAGGCAGUCUGUCCUGUGUCAGUCCUGGGGUGCGCUCGCCGGACCCUUCCUCCUCCUCUUCCUCCCAGCACCCAGGCAGCAGUGACAUGACCUCUCCCCAUCCCAGCCACGCCUACAAACAGGAGGAGUGGGAGGGGCCUCUGGACUACACCAAACCCAAUCGCCAGCGGGAGGAAGACUUGGAGGAGAUGGAACAGACUGCACAGUCAUUUGCCUCAUCUGAUGCUGAGGACUGCGAGAUGAUGCAAGACUGCCUGGAAGACAGGAAGUACCCUGGAGAGGUCACGACCCCCAGCUUCAAAGUAAAAUUCCAGACCAAGGACUGCAAAAAAGAGCUGCUGUUGUGCCCUACUCCUGGCUGUGACGGAAGUGGCCACAUCACUGGAAACUAUGCAUCCCAUCGCAGCUUGUCUGGUUGUCCUCUAGCUGAUAAAAGCCUGCGGUCCCUCAUGGCAGCCCACUCUGCUGAGCUCAAGUGCCCCACUCCAGGAUGUGAUGGGUCUGGUCAUAUCACUGGAAACUACGCCUCCCACAGAAGUUUGUCUGGGUGCCCGCGUGCCAAGAAAGGUGGAAUAAAAACAACUCCCACCAAGGACGACAAGGAGGACUCCGAGCUCCUAAAAUGCCCGGUUCCGGGGUGCGACAGUCUGGGUCACAUCAGUGGGAAGUACGCCACCCACCGCAGUGCCUACGGGUGCCCACUGGCUGCACGCAGACAGAAGGAGGGGCUUCUCAAUGGCUCUCCCUUCUCCUGGAAGUCCUUCAAGACCGAGGGCCCUACCUGCCCCACCCCUGGCUGUGAUGGCUCAGGCCACGCCAACGGUAGUUUCCUCACACACAGGAGUCUCUCCGGCUGCCCCAGAGCUUCCUUCGCCAAAAAGAAAGCCAAGCUUCCUGGGGAUGAAUAUCUAAGCACCAAAUUCAGGGCCAGUGAUGUUCUAGACAAUGAUGAAGACAUCAAGCAACUGAACAAAGAGAUCAGUGAACUGAAUGAGUCCAACUCUGAGAUGGAGGCUGACAUGGUCAACCUUCAGACACAGAUCUCAUCCAUGGAGAAGAACCUGAAGAACAUUGAGGAAGAGAACAAAAUCAUUGAAGAGCAGAACGAGGCCCUGUUCAUGGAGCUGUCGGGACUGAGCCAGGCUCUGGUCCAUAGCCUGGCCAACAUUCGCCUACCACACAUGCAGGAGCCAAUAACUGAGCAGAAUUUCGACGCCUACGUGAAUAUCCUCACUGACAUGUACUCCAAUAAGGAAUGCUACCAGAACCCAGAGAAUAAAGCCCUGCUAGAAACCAUUAACCAAGCAGUAAAAGGCAUCAAGGUCUGAUAAGAAAAUCUGAAGAAUUUAAGGAAACAUGCAUAUUGAUAUAUAUAUAAAUAAUCAAACAAUACAAAAAAAGGGCAUUCAGGUUUUACAGCUGCAAAGUACGUCUUUCCAGGGAGCAUUCCAUAACAAAAAUAAAUAAGUAAAUAAAUAAAUAAAUAAAUAAAUAGAAAUACCAGGACCAAAUCCAACCAUGCUGCUGCCACUGGGAUUGUAAGGACAAGUGGAUCGGAACCAAAUUCUUUCCUUUUCUACUUUUUUUUUUCUGUUGUUGACGUUUGGCUGUCCCAGAUUGUCAUACUCAGCAGUCUUCAGUCUGCUGUUGAAAAAAAAAAGAAAAUAAAAAAAUAAUGAUCAGGAUCAAACACGCAGAUGUCAGAUUGGAUGCCAGCACCUGCCUCUGCAGAAAUGAACAAAGGAAAGAAAAUGAAUUGAAUGUCUACUCAUACCCUGUGUGUUUGCUCAGCACGCUGUAUUUGAAGAAACUGCAAUUGGCCCAUCAAAACAAGUUAUUUAUGUGUAUAUAGCGGUUAGCAGAAAUACAGUGGCCCUCUGCCUUUGUGAGAAGAGGCUCCUUCCUUAAUGAACACAAUGGUGUGCAUUAGGGCCUUAAAUUGCACAUUGUGUUGUCUCACUUUUUUGAGAAAGGGGUGGGACUGAGAUGUAGCUGGCAGUGGCCCACCAUAGCGAAAAGAAAGGAAUGAAUUGAACAAACCAGAGCAGAAGACAAACCAGAGUCGGGGCUCUGCGGACUGUGGUUUCUUGAGUCAAGGAGCAGGAACAUGCGCACAUGGUCAAGGAUAGUGUUACCAAUAUAGCAGGCGGUCCUUGGUCACUUAACCUCUAUGGACAAAUCCCCCAAUAACGCUUCAGUCAAAGAAAACAGCAACUGAAAACCAGUUCAAAGUGCAGCAAUCUCAGCCUCUUUCUCCUGAAAAGAAACUACUAUGAUAUAUUCUGUAAAUAAACUCCAAUUCCAUCUAGUAAUAUUGAUAGUAUUUAUGAGCAUAGAAAUUGCACUUCAUUUGAAUGAGUAGUUUGUAGUUCGACUUAUUGUUAUAUAACUUAUUUAAGAUGAAUCUGUGAAGGUUAAAUUUGUAAUUUAUUAAUUCUAUUUUAUGUUGAUUUCGCCUAUUUAUUUAAUCUUAUCUAUUGAUUGAAUUUAUUGUUUUGUAAGACAAAAUGCAACUCAAACUGUUAAUGUUUUUAAAUGACCACGAGGGAAGAGAGAAGUCUCUUUCAUUAGUGUUUAAAAAAGAAAAAUAAUUAGAAUAUCAACCAUGAUUAAUUAUUUUAUAUUUUGUAUUAUUUUGAAGGAUGGGAUUUUUAAAACUUUUUUUAAGUGCAAGUAUUUUAUAACUGACAGGUUUUUGAUAAUUUUUUAAAGGUUUUUAUUUUAUUAAUAUUAUUUUUUUGUUCCCACAAAGUAUCUGUGAACAUCUGCAACUGAUAGUGAAAUAAGAUGAAAAGGAUGUAUUUAUUAUUUAUUUAAUAUUUAAGAAAUCAUGAAUGGUAAUAUUGUAUAUUUAUUUUGUUCUGUCUGUGUGUUUGUGGUGGCUGAGUAUGAACAUACACCUCCGUUGACAUUUAAAUAAAAGAAAAAUCAUGUUCCGAAAAAAAAUAUUGCACAACACCUUGACUAAUAAUGUUUCCAUGAUAUACCAGCAGUUCUUCCUAUCAGAUUGUAAAAAGAAACAUUUGCUGUAGGUCCCAGAGUUUGUGUAGUCACUGGACCUGUUGAUUUUUACAGGGCAAAGUAGACUGCAAAAAACAAAACAAAAAAAAAGUUACCGUCUCUGACCUCUGAGCACUCUGUAGCAGCCAUAGUUGGCUCUCCUGAAACAUUCUUAAUAUCAUGACUGCCUUGUGCUUAUUUCAUUUCCAUUGCAUUAUUUUAUCAGUCUGUCAUGAUGACAUACUGGAACGUAUAACACUGUCUCCAAAACGUGUUUCUGGUCAAAAUGGGUCUGAAAACACAUGCUGAAAGAAAUUUCUCUUUUAGGGAUGGCUGAAUCCUAAGACAACUUAUUACAGAUAAGCAUAUACCCUUGUAGCCUUAUUCUCGUUUUUUAUUUUCAAUGCACAAAGUGCCACUAACUCUUACUUUCUGUAUUCUCAUUCAGCAAUGACGCUACCCUCUGGUCACUCGUACGUGGCUUACAAUAGAGUUGUGAUUGUUAUAAAUGCCUUUAUUUCUUGCCAGGAAGGCCAUAAAUACACUAUAUAUACAUUCUGUAAAAAAAUUAAAAAUAAUAAAUAAAAAAGAAAAAAAAAACUAUAUAUAAAUAUACAUAUAUUUUUCCAGUGUAAUUGUUAACUCUGCUCUUUCACUUGUAGCUUAUCAAAAGCUAAAGUUGAUAUUUGUCUAAAUGACUCUGUGAACUGUAUAAUUUUCAAGAGGUUAAUCCUGAUACAGACCAGGUUGACUGUGGCUUUAGGUGGCUUUUAAAAAAGAAAGAUUCUUGGUAAAUGAGCUUUUUCAAAGCUGAAAGCUGAUCUUUUUGAUCUCCUUCAACAAACUCUGUCAUUACCUAGACAAAUGUGUUAAGUAUAUAUAGUGUAGAUAACUGUUGGUAAUCUUGACUAAAUCAUUGUCUUUGGAGACAAAGAAAUCACAAUUUGGUAAUUUUGAAGUACCCAUUCAGACACUGUACCUUGCACAAGCUGUUAACUGUGGAUGUUCCAUUUGCUUAGUCACAUGUACAGUAGUCAGGUAAUUACAACUUUGGUAAGAGUGUUCAGUCAAUUUAUUCAAGAAAAUUCAUUAAGAUAUGGAUAUGAAAAUGUAAAUGAACUUGUGAAGCUUGUGAAGCUGCAGACAGGUAAUGUCUACACGCUACAGUCUCAGUCAAUGUCUCCAAGCUAAUAAGCAAACUUGUGGAAAUGUUAUGUGGUAGCUAGCUGCAGCAUUCUGCUAAUAUGUUUUGGAAGCUCAUACAAUACAAAGAAAGAUUUUGAAAUGACAAUAGACAAUAACACACAGCAAAAUGUCGUGCCCUCUUGAAAAUGACCAGGUAUGCCAACAAAAGCUUUUAGCCUUGACCCUGAGAAUUUGGCAUUGAUUGUCAGCCAAUAAUCCAUUCAGUACACCAGAAUGUGUACUGGGAGAAAUGUAUGUUUUUGUUUGCUGUUACUAAAUGUAAAUCUCUGUCCUGUGUCAAUUGUUGAAUGUUUUUUGGUUCAAAGACAAGGGACUUGAUCCAAUCUAGGUUUUCACUUUUUCUCUUAAAUAGCAAAUAAUAAUUUUCAUAGAAUAACAAAUAACAAGUGUAUGGAAUGACAUACGUCAGGCUGUAUUAUUUUUGUUCUAAUUUGCACAAUUUUUAUUUUGUUUGAAUUGAUACUUAUAUCAUCAUUCAUUUUAAUAAUAGAACAACCAUUUUUACAGCACAAUAAUCCUUUGUAGCCUAGCUCCAGCUUUGAUUGGAUAAAGUCAUUGUCUUGAAAAAGAGAAUGAAACAUGGGUAAAGAGAUUAUUGUACUGUACCCCUGUACCAGAAGAACGAAGUGGAGUUUGAAGCAUAAACUGGAUUUGAUAUCAAAAAAGAAAUCUGAUUUUAUUUAUGUAUUCAUUUAUUUUCUGUUUUUUUUUUUUUACUUUGGAGCUUGAUUCUGGGAGAAAGUUAAUGCAUCUGACUGGGAAAUAUAUUUUCUCCCGAUAAACAUGAUUCUAUUUUCAUAUUGAUAUAAACUACAAAUCAUAUCAAUUAUAUUCUCUUUGACCAAGUUCUUGAAUAUGCUCGCUCUUAAAUUUUGACAUAUCGAAUUCUAACCUAUGACGUUUGUUUCACUGAUUGAAGUGGCUGAAGGUGAAACAAGAUUUUUUAUUUGUCUUCAGGUGUCCAGAACACAGUGAAACAAAGAUUUGCAUGACAACCAUGAUGGUACUAUAAUGGGGCAUUACAACCAAAAUGAUGGGGUGUCUGUGGAUUUAAUGGUGACAUAGAACAUGUUUGCAUUUGCAUAUGAAUGGUGGAAAGAUUUCAGUAUUCAUUAAUAUUCAUAUUUUAAUUGAUUAUAUUUUGUGACCUUGUUAAAAAUACUAAGGUACUUCUUUAUAACAACUAAGCAAUUAGCACCUAUGUGGUGACUGGCUAGUCAGGAUAAUGUCAUUGCAAAAUAACUUUUCAGUAAAUGCAAUGCGAGUAACCACAACCACCCGGACCAACGCUAAACAUGAUAAAGAUUUAACUUAACUCUGGUAUCCUCUCCUCAUGGUCUUAAAUCCAGUUCUACCAGUUAAAGUGCUAUGAGGGCCAUAAAGUUCUUUGGGCAUAUCCAUGUGUUGGCUUUGUAAUCACACAAACACAUACACCCACUCACACACGUAGUGCUAGCUCAAGACAUCCCUAGCUGUUUCAUGCCACUGAUCACAUGAUGCGUAGAACAAGUACACACACAGUUGUUCUCAGCUGGAAAAUAGGUGAGGAGGUAGUACUUGCCUAUACUUGAAAGAUGUGCACCCUCCUGAAUUUUCAAUUAAAAAGGACAACUUAAAAAAUGCAUAUUUAGACACACAAACAAAUGAGCACACAUGCAUACACACACACACACACACACAAACACACAGUAGAGAAAGGCAUGUUUGGUAGAAUGGAACUUUCUAUUAAGCUAAUAUAACCAAAAUUCCCUUGUAGGUACUGUAGCUUAAAGCUGUGUAGGUCUUAUCAUUUGUGCCUUUCUGGCUCCAUUCAUUGCAGAAAAGGGUAUGUUUACAUUUGUAACUGGUUUCAAAUCUCGCUCAGGAUGUUAUUAAAGAGUGCAUGGCAUAGUCCCCAAGGGGGCUGAAAAAAUGAACAGAAUGGGGGGAAACCAUGUGAAACGUGUCACUGCCAGAGAACGUGGGAAAAAAUACACAUAUAUAUAUAUAGAGUGCAAAAUGGCGACGCUUUCAUUCUGUUUCAGAGAGAGAAAUGAUAAUAAUACAUAAAGCAAAACUGUGAUUUGAUAAGAUGAUUCAGGUACCAAACUGCAUUAAUAUUUCAAUUAUUUUAGAGGAAAGAUAUGAAUAAACACUAACAGAUAGAUAAUGCAUACGUUCAGGGCAUUAUUUUGAAACAAGUGGAAUUCUCUGUACAAAUUUGUAUUAAAUGACAGUGUUGUUGUUGUACUAAAUAAAUAAAAAAUAAAAAUAAAAAACAUUGUGCACACAGUAUGUGAAUUAUCUGGUCAAGGUUUGCCCUGCUAACACAUUUUUACAGAGAGGAACUAUUUUUACUGGUGAUUUUUUAGGUACUGAUAUUGAUAUCCUUUUGAAAUUUCAAGGGUACUUCCAAAAUGGCAAGCACUUCCAAAAUGAUGAACUCUAGGGUUUUUUUCAAAGGCAGUGUUGCUUUCCUACCAUUUUCUAAAGCAGGCCAAGCCUUGACUGCCUGAUUUGUGUUUUUUUUUUUUUUUUUUUUUGAAGUGAACUCUGUAAAUCCUCCUGGAUUGUGAAGCCGUGUCUGUGAACCUGUGGACUUUCGUACCAGUGUCAGUGUUAUGAACAAGAGAAGUGAUGUCUGUUAUUGUCAGAGUAUGAUCCAUUUCAAUGUUAUCUAUGGACACAUUCAUAAAUAAAAAAGAAAGUGUGUGAUUUA
Molecule: messenger RNA, 9699 nt
Organism: Anguilla rostrata (American eel)
Lineage: Eukaryota; Metazoa; Chordata; Actinopteri; Anguilliformes; Anguillidae
Gene: myt1b
Product: myelin transcription factor 1b
Exons: 23
Coding region: 440-4123 (1227 amino acids)
Biological process (GO): regulation of transcription by RNA polymerase II
Cellular component (GO): nucleus
Molecular function (GO): RNA polymerase II cis-regulatory region sequence-specific DNA binding; DNA-binding transcription factor activity, RNA polymerase II-specific; zinc ion binding
Source: RefSeq, a predicted model, not a curated record